Molecule: messenger RNA, 1170 nt
Organism: Linum tenue
Lineage: Eukaryota; Viridiplantae; Streptophyta; Magnoliopsida; Malpighiales; Linaceae
Source: the annotation of a GenBank genome assembly
CUGUGCGUGUUGGAGCUGCUAAGUGCCAAGAGAGUCCAUUCUUUCGGCCCCAUCAGGGAACAAGAAGUGUCCCGUUUGGUCGCUGACAUUUGCUGCAAACAAGGCUCGGCGAUCAACGUUAGCAGGAUGAUUUUCUCACUGACAUAUAGGAUCACAUCAAGGGCUGCAUUUGGGAAACUGUAUAAGAAGCUGGAGUCAUCAUUCAUACAGUUGACCACGGAAAUCAGCGAUGCUACGAGUGGAUUUGGUGUUGCUGAUUUGUUCCCAUCUUUCAAAUUCCUUCAGCUGAUCACUGGGAUUAGGUCCAGAUUGCAGAGAUUGAAGCAAAAAUCUGACCGAAUACUCCAUAUCAUAAUAGAUGAACAUAUAGCAGCAGCAGCAACAAAAGCAGACAAAGGUGAAAAGGAGGUAGUAGAUGAUCUUGUGGAUGUUUUGUUGAAGGUUCAGCAAAAUGGAGACCUUGGAUUCACAUUAACUAUUGAAAGUAUAACAGCAGUACUCCUGGACCUUUUCCUUGCAGGAAGUGAGACUUCAUCGACAGCACUGGAAUGGACAAUGUCAGAGCUGGUUAGAGAUGAAAGAGUGAUGAAGAAGGCACAAACCGAGGUUAGGGCAGUGUUUGGGAAAAGAGGGAAGGUUGAAGAAACAGAGAUUCAUGAAUUGAAUUACCUGAAGAUGGUUAUCAAAGAAAGCCUUAGGCUACACCCUCCGCUGCCUCUCCUAGUCCCAAGAGAGUCCCUGGAGCAAUGCGAGAUGGAAGGGUUUACAAUCCCGGAGAAGACAAAGGUGAUAGUGAAUGCAUGGGCCAUUGGGAGGGAUCCAAAGUGCUGGAGUGAACCCGAGAGAUUCUACCCAGAGAGGUUCAUGGAUAGCAGAACUGCUGAUUACAAGGGGAAUGAUUUCGAGUUCAUUCCGUUUGGUGCUGGAAGAAGGAUCUGUCCUGGAAUCUCAUUCGGUGUAUCUAGCGUCGAGACUGCGCUUGCUAAUUUGCUGUUCCAUUUUGAUUGGAAGCUUCCUGGAGGGGUGAAGCCUGAAAGCCUGGACAUGGAUGAACUAUUUGGUCUUGGGGUAAGGAGGAAAAAUGAUCUGCACUUGAUUCCAACAAUUUGGCAGGCAUAAUCCCUUUUUCUGCUGCAGAUAAUCAGAAAUGAUGGAACAUUAUCAUGUUAG